AUGACUACUUGGAUGAAGCCCCUUACAACUUUGAAUGUUGACAGGCAUGGAGACAAAAAUGAUGCAACAUGGAAGCAAAAAAGAUACAUUAAAGAAAAAAUAAGAAUACGUUUGCUUGACGGACAAAUAACGGAUGCCAUGGAAGCAGCUGCCCUUUCAUAUAACAACCAGUACAUUGAUAUCUAUAGCUGCUGCUGGGGUCCAGAAGAUGAUGGAAAGCAAAUGAAUGGUCCCAUGAAACUGGCUUCAAAAGCACUGGAAGAAGGAGUAGAAAAGGGUCGUGAUGGUAAAGGAAGUAUUUUUAUCUGGGCCUCAGGAAAUGGUGGAUUGAAUAAUGACCACUGUGGUGCUGAUGGAUAUGUAAACAGUAUUUAUACAGUGGCAAUAGGAUCAGUCAAUAACUAUGGCCUCACAACCUUCUACUCUGAAGCCUGUUCAGCAAUGAUGGCUGUAGUUCCAACAGGGGCAGAAAGCGAAGUUCAAGAAGAGGAUUCACCUGAUUUAGAUCAGGUACAGCUGGUUACAACAGAAAUGGGAGAUGGGUGUACACGGAACUUUGAAGGAACAUCCAGUGCUGCCCCAUUGGCUGCAGGUGUUAUUGCUCUGGUUCUUCAAGCAAACAACUAUGUUAAUAAGAAAUAUAACUUAUAUGACUUGGACUUUAAAUACUCAAGAGAGAAAAUCAACUCUGUGAACUGGUGUGAACAGCCCUGCAAAGAUGAUGAUGGCAUAUACUGUCUUUUAAAGUCUAUACUAUGUGAGACUAUAGAAGACGUUUCACAAAAUAAGGCUAACAAACCUCCUAAGCUACCACACUGGUGA
Protopterus annectens (West African lungfish) is the source of this 822-nucleotide messenger RNA. RefSeq names its product PC3-like endoprotease variant B. NCBI's taxonomy places the organism in Eukaryota, Metazoa, Chordata, Ceratodontiformes, Protopteridae. Bases 1 to 822 code for a protein of 273 amino acids. The transcript is spliced from 5 exons. Gene Ontology annotation, molecular function: serine-type endopeptidase activity. The record is from RefSeq and is a predicted model, not a curated record. Gene Ontology annotation, biological process: peptide hormone processing. Gene Ontology annotation, cellular component: trans-Golgi network; Golgi membrane.